This is a messenger RNA of Ostertagia ostertagi, 1686 nucleotides long. The record is from the annotation of a GenBank genome assembly. Lineage: Eukaryota; Metazoa; Nematoda; Chromadorea; Rhabditida; Trichostrongylidae.
AUGAUUCAGCAAUUAUCAGUUGUGUACUGGCGGGUCCUUGACGGAUACCAGCCAUUGUGUUGCACCAGUGCUGUUACAGUGUGUUCACCUGGUACGUACGGCUACGAAUGCGAGCAACGAUGCAAUUGUUCGGAGCCGGGCCAACCGAAGGCAUGCCACCACGUCACCGGCACCUGUUCGUGCCUACCUGGACUCACUGGAGUGAUGUGUGAUAUACGUGAGUGCUCGCUGCUUGUCCGGCCGGCCUUUAUGGUCCAAACUGCGCACAUGAGUGUGUCUGCCAAAACGGGAGCCGAGUGUAACGCCAAGGAUGGCUCGUGUAUCUGCCCUCCAGGAUUUUAUGGAGCAAGCUGCAGUGAAGUCUGCCCAGCUGGCCGGUACGGCACCGAUUGUAUGAAACUAUGCGACUGCCAAAAUGGAGCCAUGUGCAGCCCUGUGGACGGAAAAUGUGAAUGCCGACCGGGUUUCACGGGAGACAAUUGCGAGGAAGGAGAAAAACAUCACAGUUCAUUAUUAUUGCUGUUGCAGGACUGCUUGCAACGUUGCGAUUGUGCCAAUGGUAUGCACUGCGAUCCGUCUGAUGGCGAAUGCAUCUGCCCUCCUGGCAAGAGAGGAGCUAAAUGUGAACAAGAUUGCGAGCCGGGACAUUUUGGCGCUGGCUGUCGAGGCGUUUGUACUUGUGCCAACGGCGCCACCUGUGACGCCGUUUCUGGAGCUUGCACAUGCACUCCCGGCUGGAGAGGAAAACGAUGUGAUCGACCUUGCCCUGACGGACGUUAUGGUGCCGAGUGCCGCUUCAUUUGUGACUGUGCUACAACAAAUGAUACUGCACUGUACAACCCAUUUGUUGCACGUUGCGAUCACAUUACUGGAGACUGCCGUUGUCCUCCAGGAUGGACGGGACCGGAUUGUGCGACACCAUGUCCUCCUGGAAGAUGGGGAUCUGGCUGCGGUAGUGAGUGUGAGUGCUCGAAUGGCGCGACAUGUGAUCGUCUCACCGGGUUUUGCGACUGCCCUGCUGGAUUCAUGGGGAAGAAUUGUGAAACAGAUGCGAGCGUCCGUGCCCUUCUGGACAUUUUGGAGCAAACUGCGAAGAGGUGUGCGAAUGCGAGAAUGGAGCCACCUGUGAUGCAAUCAGCGGGCACUGUUCAUGUCAAGCAGGAUGGAGAGGAAGAAAAUGUAGCAGACCUUGCCUCAAAGGAUACUUUGGCCGUCAUUGCUCACAAACAUGUCGUUGUUCCAAUCAAAAGCCUUGCGAUCACAUCACUGGCAAGUGUCAAUGUCCUAAAGGAUACACUGGUCACGGAUGCACAGAGCUUUGCCCCGAUGGGACGUUCGGCGAUGGUUGUCGCCAGACAUGUGAUUGCGAUGAAAAUGCCCACUGCGAUCCAAUUACGGGGAAAUGCUUCUGCAAAUCGGGCUAUUCCGGAGACGACUGCAAAAAAGGUUGCGCCCAAGGGCCGCUUCGGCCACGACUGCUCAGAACUAUGUGACUGUGCCAACGGUGCAUUGUGCGAUAAACAAAGCGGUGCUUGCCUUUGCCCACCAGGAUUCAUUGGCACAAAGUGCGACACACCAUGUCCACCUGGGCGAUUCGGAGACAGGUCUUACUUCUUUUUGUGCUUUUGUGCAACUAGCUACUCUACAAAUAAAGCUCUUUGUAGCAAUCUCCAUUCAAACCCUUAA